Molecule: messenger RNA, 1077 nt
Organism: Pocillopora meandrina
Lineage: Eukaryota; Metazoa; Cnidaria; Anthozoa; Scleractinia; Pocilloporidae
Source: the annotation of a GenBank genome assembly
AUGGGAAUUUCACGAUUUUUCAGACGUUUGAACUGCUUUGCUUCUGCUCAAAGAAACCAAAAGUCGAAGUAAGAAUCAUUUUGCGGACCAAGUGAGUGCUCUCGCCUUACUAUCUUACUUCUUUUGUUUUAACUCACAAUCGAUUCUCUCUUGUCGCCCACAGGAGACAAAUGGAAAAAGAAAUCUCAAGCAUGCAAGAGUUGAUCAGAAUACUUGAACAAGAUAUCCAGAUCACAAGGUGAUGAAAAUAGUAGAACUUUUAUAUUAUUUGGGGAUCUCGCAGUAACAUGUGAAGAAAGUGAAUAAUCGACAUUCGGAGUGAAGGAUCCUCGCAAUGUCCGUUUUCUCAUUUAAUUGUGCGCACAGUUUGGAUGUGAAAUUAAGUUUUGCGUGCAAGUCGCGGAAGAGUUGGUUGUUUAAAAGUGCAUUCAAUUGAGAUAAUUGUUUCUAAACAGGAAUACUGUUGAGCUGUUCAAGCAGCGACAAAAAGUAGUGGAGGAGAAAGAAAAGAUGAGAAGAGACACCAGAUACAAUCUGAUGGCUCAAGUUGUGGAGAUUGAGAGUGAACUGGGACGAGCAUUGGAAGAGCGCAAAGAGCUGAUGUCACUUAUUAUGUAAGUAGGACUUAAAAAAAAUGCAAGUAGGACUUAGGUAUACUUAACUCUUAAAAUGUAACGAAUGAAUGAAUGGAUGGAGCGAUAGGAUGGGAUGAGACAGAAUGACAACAAGCGUUAAUACGUUACUUUUUCGCUCCACAGUGAAUGCGGAAUUCGAAAAACAGCCUUGGAAAAAGAUGUUCAAGCGAUGGAAAAGAAGGCGGAGUUUUUCUGGGAAGAUCUGUAUGAUCCAUCUCCAGUUUCCAAAAUGAGCGCCAAAACAUGGCAGGAGAAUCUGCGUCCUGUGCGUUCAACGAGUGACCUGAACAAGGCGGUGCUUAAGCCACCCCUGUGUUUUGUACAGGACGCAGAUGAUCUCCAAGUGUGGGAUGUACCUUAUGAUGCGAGUGACGACGAACUCUUUGCAGAAAGACUCAGAAAUGAAGUUUUAAUCACAAAAAGCAAAGAAACCUUCGUUUAA